AUGGCAUCAAAGUCCUCGCGCUCUGCAAGGGUCUUCGCGUUCCUGGUGCUUGUGGCCUGCCUCCCUUCCCCCGCCUUCGUCGGGAGCCCGAGCCGAUCUCCGACGUCAAGGCAGCCGCAUGAGAGGGGCCUGCAAGCUCGGCGAGCGCAAGCGACCGCGGAGUUCGAAGUGGGCGACGCAGUCCGCGCACUGCAUGCAGACCACCAGGAGUGGUACGAAGGCGUCAUCCAGGGCAUCAACCCAGAUGGCAGCUACUCCGUUCAGAUGGACACCCCGGACUAUGCCGAGUGGGUCGAUGUGCCCAAGGAUCUAGCGGAGCCGCUCUUCGUGUACAAGGUUCCGGACAUGCGGUACCGCUGA
Symbiodinium natans is the source of this 360-nucleotide messenger RNA. NCBI's taxonomy places the organism in Eukaryota, Dinophyceae, Suessiales, Symbiodiniaceae. The record is from the annotation of a GenBank genome assembly.